UGGAGGACUGGAGCUUCACCAGCAAACACCACCCGAGGUUCAAUUUUAAUCCAUCAUUCCACGAUCACCCUCCAGCUGAGACAAUCAUGGGCAAGGGAUUCAGAGGCACGGUGGCCGAUUUCCCAGACUUUGACGCCAAUGGCGACGCCGAAGCUCUUUACAAUGCUAUGAAAGGCUUUGGAAGCGAUAAGGAGGCUAUUUUGGACCUGGUCACCUCUAGAAGCAACGGUCAGAGACAGGAGAUCCGCUCUGCAUACAAAUCACUCUACGGGAAGGACUUGAUUGAGGAUCUGAAGUAUGAACUGACGGGGAAGUUUGAGCGUCUGAUCGUCAGUUUAAUGCGACCUCCAGCUUAUCAUGAUGCUAAAGAAAUCAAGGAUGCGAUCAAGGGAGCCGGGACAGAUGAGAAAUGCCUGAUUGAAAUUCUCGCCUCCAGGACUAACCAACAAAUCCACGACCUUGUGGCGGCAUACAACGAUGCGUACGGUCGAGACAUUGAGCAAGACAUUAUAGGAGACACUUCAGGACACUUUAAGAAGAUGCUGGUUGUUCUGCUCCAGGGGACCAGAGAAGACGAUGGUGUGGUACAUGAAGAGGUUAUAGAGGAAGAUGCACAGGCCCUGUACGCUGCAGGUGAAGAGCAGUGGGGGACGGAUGAGUCGAUCUUCAUCAUGCUCCUGGGGAACCGGAGUGUGACCCACCUACAACUGGUGUUUGACGAGUAUCAGAAGAUAGCGGAGAAGUCGAUUGAGGACAGCAUUAAGAGCGAGCUGUCGGGGGAUUUUGAGAGGCUGAUGCUGGCUGUGGUGCAGUGUAUCAGGAGUCGGCCCAUGUUCUUCGCCAAGCGUCUCUACAAAUCCAUGAAGGGUUUGGGUACAGCUGAUAACACUCUGAUCAGAAUAAUGAUUUCCCGAUCAGAGAUCGAUAUGUUGGACAUUAGAGAGUGCUUCAGGCUGCGCUAUGAGAAAUCUCUACACAACAUGAUUCAGGACGACACUUCUGGAGAGUACAAGCGCACUCUGCUGAAGCUGUGCGGUGGAGAUGACGAUAUUGCAGGAGAGUUCUUCCCUGAAGCCGCUCAGAUCGCCUACAAGAUGUGGGAAAUCAGCGCCAUGACCAAAGUCCAGCUGAGGGGAACAGUCCGCCCUAUCUCAGACUUCGAUCCCGGCAGUGAUGCUCAGGACCUGAGGAAGGCCAUGAAGGGCUUUGGAACGGACGAGGACACGAUCAUCGAAAUUGUUGCGAAAAGGAGCAACGAACAGCGACAGGAGAUCAGACACGUCUUCAAAUCAAUACUGGGACGGGACCUGAUGGCAGAUCUGAAGUCAGAGCUUUCUAAGAAUCUGUGCCGUCUGAUCAUGGGCCUGAUGAUGACCCCGGCAGAGUUUGAUGCCAAAAUGAUGAAGAAAGCCAUGGAGGGAGCUGGGACAGAUGAACACGCUUUAAUUGAGAUUCUGGUGACCAGGAGCAACCAGGAGAUCCAGGAUAUGUGUGCUGCUUACAAGAAAGCCUUUAAGAAGAACCUGGAGGACGCCAUUCGCUCCGACACCUCAGGACACUUCUGUCGUAUCCUGGUCUCCCUGGCUCAGGGAGCACGUGAUGAAGGCCCUGCUGACAUGGGGAGAGCAGAAGAAGAUGCCCAAGCCCUGGCCGACGCCUGCAACGCUGAGUCUGACGAGAUGAUGGAUAAGUUCAUGAGUAUUCUGUGCACGCGGAGUUUCCCCCACCUGAGGAGAGUGUUCCAGGAGUUUGUCAGGUGCUCCAACAAGGACAUCGAGCAGAUCAUCAAGAAGGAGAUGUCUGGGGACAUCAAAAAUGCCAUGUAUGCUAUCGUGAGGAGUGUGAAGAACCAGCCCUCGUACUUGGCAGAUCGUCUGUACAAAGCCAUGAAGGGUCUUGGUACUGAUGACAGAGCUCUGAUCCGCAUCAUGGUGUCUCGCUCCGAGAUCGACCUCUUCAACAUCCGCAAGGAAUUCAAGGACACCCACGACACCUCGCUCCACGACUUCAUCCAGGUAGAGGCCCUUGUCGGAGACACAUCAGGAGAUUACAGGAAGACUCUGCUGAUACUGUGCGGUGGUGAGGAUUAGAGCCCUGUGUUAUCUGGCACUCCGCUACAUCGCCACCCCGCUCUUUACCACCGAGGUUAACUGCGAUCGCCCUGUACCUGAUCUGCUGCCUCCGCCUCCGUCUCCGCCUCCGCCACGCCCGUGCCAAAGCUGACGACCGCUGGACUCUGUAACCUCUGGACACAAUCAGCCAAAGUCACUGUGCUUUGCGAAUGAUGUGAUUUUUAUUUUUUACAGUUUUCAAUACUGGUUUUAUGUUAAUUAUGUGAAAUAAUGAAAAGGAAACUGCUUGGCUUUGAGUUCGGUUCACUGUAGCUGUUAUAAAAGGUCAAAAUCUAAAUAACAACAAUGUGAGACUAAAGUGAAACUGCCUUAAAAUAAACUUACUGGUCCCGUUA
Messenger RNA from Astyanax mexicanus (Mexican tetra), 2467 nucleotides. It is a transcript of the gene anxa6, whose product is annotated as annexin A6. Lineage: Eukaryota; Metazoa; Chordata; Actinopteri; Characiformes; Acestrorhamphidae. The record is from RefSeq and is a predicted model, not a curated record. Gene Ontology annotation, molecular function: actin filament binding; calcium-dependent phospholipid binding; GTP binding. Gene Ontology annotation, cellular component: cytoplasm; focal adhesion. Bases 87 to 2090 code for a protein of 667 amino acids. Gene Ontology annotation, biological process: neural crest cell migration; mitochondrial calcium ion homeostasis; growth plate cartilage chondrocyte differentiation. The transcript is spliced from 25 exons.